Molecule: messenger RNA, 3609 nt
Organism: Fusarium coffeatum
Lineage: Eukaryota; Fungi; Ascomycota; Sordariomycetes; Hypocreales; Nectriaceae
Exons: 10
Coding region: 1-3609 (1202 amino acids)
Biological process (GO): DNA-templated transcription; transmembrane transport; regulation of DNA-templated transcription
Cellular component (GO): membrane
Molecular function (GO): DNA-binding transcription factor activity, RNA polymerase II-specific; zinc ion binding; DNA binding
Source: RefSeq, a predicted model, not a curated record
AUGGGUUUCUUUGGUUUUCGAGGAAGGAAACUUCAGAUGGCCCAGAUCUGGGCAGUCAUUCUGCCAUGCUACCUUCUAUUCGGUUAUAACAACUCCAUUGCUGGGGGGUUUCUUAGUCUUCCAUCUUGGGUAGAAACCUUUCCGGCCCUUGACACUGUACAUACAAAAGGAGAGACAAGGAACCACAACUCUACACUUCAGGGUACGGUCGUGGCUAUGUACACUCUGGGCUGUCUCUUCGGCUGCCUCAGUUGCAUCUGGCUUGGUGACAAACUCGGCAGGAAGAAAACGAUCAUCUUUGGCGCUUUCAUCAACACAAUUGGGGCAGCUCUCCAGGCCUCUUCCUACUCACUCCCGCAGCUCAUCGUUGGUCGGCUAGUUUCUGGAUACGGCUUCGGUCACAUUACGGCCACGGCCCCCAACUGGCAGGCUGAGUGCUCUGGCGCUGCUCAUCGGGGUGCGGCGGUGAUGCUUGAAGGCUUGUUCAUCUCGCUCGGCUUAGCUAUCGGAGGUUGGACUAAUCUCGGCAUGUCUUUCCAUCACGGCUCUGUAACUUUUCGGUUUCCCAUGGCCCUAUCGGGUGUGUUCUCGAUUAUCAUUAUGCUUACUACGCCGCUACUCCCGGAAUCACCUCGGUGGCUGACCAAGAAGGGUCGGGUCGAUCCUGCAAGACAGGUGCUGGCUGACUUGACUAACACCGAUACCGAUUCAGUUGAGGUUCACGAAGCAAUCCAGGAAAUCGAGACAUCUUUGGCCCUUGCAGGAGAGGCCAAGGUCAAAGACAUCUUCACCAACGGCCCGCUCCGCCUGUUCCACCGUAUGUGCCUCGCUUGCGCAGCACAAUGCUUUCAGCAGAUGAGUGGCAUCAACGCCCUGGCCUUCUAUCAAGCCAAGAUCUUCGAGGACUACCUGGGUCAGACACCACGGGCAGCAAAGAUCAUCGCUGCUUCAGUCUUCACCUGGCAGACCAUAUGUUCACCCAUCGGUGUCCUGACUGUGGAUCGGUUCGGACGUCGCAAGUUGAUGAUGGUCUCUUCUCUAGGCAUGGGUGUCUGUAUGGCAGUUGUCGCGGGUGGGUCAUCGCAGCCGUCCAGCACGGCAUCGGUGGCAGUCGCGGCGGCAUUUAUCUUCCUCUUCUCACUUUUCUUCCCUACUGGGUUUCUUGGGCUCACGUUUCUGUACGCUGCUGAGAUUUCGCCUCUCAGUCAUCGCGUACCCAUCACGGCAAUGUCCACUGCCACCGCCUGGCUCUUUAACUUUGUUGUUGCUGAGAUUACUCCGAUUGGGCUAGCUACCCUCAAGUACAAGUAUUACAUUAUCUACGCCGCCAUUAAUAUUUGCCUCACUUUCCCAUGCGUGUACUUCUUUUUCCCCGAGACCAGCGGCCUGCACCUGGAGGAGGUUGACGCUAUUUUCACUGACAGUAGCAACAUCUUCGAAACCGUCUCUAUUGCCAGACGCAGGCGAGCAAUUGAUGGUAGAAGCAUUGGUGAUAAGGAGAAGGGAGGGAAAAAACAAGUCGUAGAGAUCGAGAAGAGCAUACCGACACUUCAAAACAUCGGUCAGGAGUGCGCCGCCAUGUCCGAUACACAGACUGUCUCGACAAGUGAGAGACCUACUCGUCGUCAUCCUCGAGGUCUCGUAGCUUGUCUUCGGUGCAAGAGCCGCAAGCAGCGCUGCGAUAAUGUAUAUCCGGCGUGCUCGAAUUGCCAUGACGCGGGACAGAAGUGCUCGUAUGGAGCAAAGCAAGCGCUGCCAGCAGAGUAUGUGAAGUCUCUCGAGCGUCAGGUCUCAAAAUUACAACAAGAGUUGGCCUUGUCGCGACAAAAUGUCGUCACUCCGACAAGCAGUUCUUUUUUGCAGCAACAGCAGACAUUGCCGAUGGUGCCCAACAUGAAUGAGCAAACAAGUUCAAGGGAGACUGCCGCUUCGGACCUGGAAGCCAGCGCUGGGAUUGUUGCCCCAUCGCCAGAUUCCUUCUUGGGGACCUCAAGCGGGUAUCCUCUCACGAGGCUCCUGCGAUCGGCAUUGCCCUCAGUGGAUGCACACCAAGGCGAUCGAGUAGUAGCUGUACGCGAAGUAGAUGCCGCGACAUGCUCUUCAGCAGCUAUACGCUUGAAUGGCGGUCAGCAGGCCGAGACCGAUGUAUUCUUUGGCGGCUCAGACUUACCCACCAAAGAAGUCGGCGAUAAGCUUAUUGGAGCGUACUAUGCAAGAGUACACCCGAAACAUCCAUUUCUAGCUCGAAAAAGGGUCCAGUCGCUCCACGAGGGUAGACAUGAGCUCACCCCUGCGCAUAAGGCCACGCGUUCAGACGCAUUGCGGACGAAGUGCGACUACGCGACGUUGCAACUAGUAUAUGCCAUAGGAGCACGAUACUUGCAGCUAAGCAAUGACGAUGAUCACUCAUCCCCUACGCGACACUAUGCCUGCGCACUAGCAGAUGCGGACUUUAUCUUCGCAACAGGUAGUCUCGAGAGCUUGGAAACAAUGCUUCUUCUCACGAUAUACCAAUUAAGGUCACCAGCUGGGCCCAGCGUGUGGUGGAUGAUAGAAACAACAAUGCGAAAUUGCAUCGACCAUGGCCUUCACCGAAAAACUAGCAGUCUCUCUCCGAGCCUCGAUGAACGGCGAAAACGAAUAUUCUGGACGUCAUAUAUGUUGGAAAGAUCCGUCGCCCGCACAAUGGGUAGACCUCACUCCAUUUCUGACAGAGAUAUUGAUAUCCCACUUCCAGCCAAUAUCGACGACGAACUAGAUACUGACGAAGCCAUCCUCGCGGCCAUUGCUAAGUCAAAUGAGUGCCCUUCACGGAUAACUACACUCACGCCGGCCAUUCACAUCUUCCGGCUACAACAGAUAGACUCCAAGAUCUCACAUACUGUAUGUCGCGUGGACAAAGAUGUCUCUACAAUCAAGCCGCAUAAGGUAGCUCGUCUUCGGGAUGCUCUGGAAGAGUGGAAGACUGCUAUACCCCAAACUGGUCCAGAGGACAAGCCGCAUCCGUACCUCACGACGGAUUACCAUAUGAUCCAAUACCAUAAAGCGAUCAUACUUCUGAACCUGCCCUUCUUACCCACCUUAACCCCACAGGGCCCGACUUUUCACGAGAUCGUCCACUCCGCCGGACAGAUUUGCAUCCUGUCGAAACGCCUUCAUGACCAACAGACGUACAUCUCCUUCUCUUUGCUCUCAUUACACGCCAACUUUGUCGCUGGCUUGGUCAUGGUGUACUGUUUCUGCCUAGACUCAUCAAUCUUUAGUCCCAAGUUCAGCAGUAGCGUACGAGCUUGCAGCACAAUGUUGUAUAUCAUUUCCGAACGAUGGCCGAGAGCAGUGCAGGCUCGCAAAGCAUUUGACCGCCUUGUCGCUGCUACGAUAGAAUGUGACGGCGAACCAAGUGCGGGUUUGAUGAGGCCUGAAAAUAAUUUGCCUUCGUCACAGGACGGGUUUCAGCCGGGAUUGUUGUCGGGCGAGGCUAGUCAUCCGGAGGUAUGGAACAGUUUCGAGUCGAUACUUGGGGAUCAUCAGAUUGAUCUCGAAACUUGGAUGCACGAUAGCAUCUUUGACACGAUAAAUACAUUCCAGCCAAUGGAUUGGGCAGAGUAG